This is a messenger RNA of Ectocarpus sp. CCAP 1310/34, 979 nucleotides long. Lineage: Eukaryota; Phaeophyceae; Ectocarpales; Ectocarpaceae. The record is from the annotation of a GenBank genome assembly.
AUGCACGCGCGUUCUCCGGUGUGUGUUGUAGGUUCCACCCCGCAAGGUACAAGGUCAGGGAAGGCUAUCGUGCCAACAGGCACCAAGGUGCCCGGCGCGAGGCGCUCCAACUCGCGAGAAAAUGCGACGGUGGUCGCCUGCAUUGGCGCCGACGGCCAGAGCUACAACCCUAUCAUCAUCUACCAAGGCCAGCGUAUGCAUCCCGCUUGUAUCCAGGACAAGAACGGCGUCCCCGAUGCGAAGUACACCGUCACGGAGUCGUCCUUCAUCCAGAGCGACGUGUUCCUCGACUACCUUCGAGACCUCCGCGAACAGCUCGAUGCACGCGGCUUGCAGGGAAAAGUUGCCCUUGUGCUCGACGGCCACGCCUCUCACACGACCUUCGACGCCGUCAGCUUGGUCAUCUCUCUGGACAUCGACCUCUUCCAGCUCCCGUCCCACACAUCGCACAUCACCCAGCCCUUGAACGUUGGUACCUUGGUCAUCUCUCUGGACAUCGACCUCUUCCAGCUCCCGUCCCACACAUCGCACAUCACCCAGCCCUUGAACGUUGGUACGUGCGGUACCUUCAAGAAGGAGCUCACCAGGGUGCUCACGGCCUACCCACUGAAAAUCGGGGGGAGGAGUCCGGUGAAGCGCGACAUGACUGGCGUGAUUGCGGAGGCAUGGAGAGGGAGCUUCACGCUUGCGACAUGGCGGCGUUCAAAGGGGCGGGCUUGUGGCCGCCUUAUCCCUGAAGACCUCGCCGUCGUUGCCUCCAUGAAGCAGCUCGAAGAAGAUCUCGGCCACGCUGCCCUCCUGGAGCUGAAACGACAGGGAGUGAUGAUCGAGGAGCUCUGCAUGAACACCGUGUUCCUCGGCGGGCUCGCCCGCCUCACUAAGCGCUCCNAAGCAGCUCGAAGAAGAUCUCGGCCACGCUGCCCUCCUGGAGCUGAAACGUGAUGAUCGAGGAGCUCCGCGUGAACACCGUGUUCCUCGG